This is a messenger RNA of Elaeis guineensis (African oil palm), 1269 nucleotides long. RefSeq names its product probable xyloglucan endotransglucosylase/hydrolase protein 32. Gene Ontology annotation, molecular function: hydrolase activity, hydrolyzing O-glycosyl compounds; xyloglucan:xyloglucosyl transferase activity. Gene Ontology annotation, biological process: xyloglucan metabolic process; cell wall biogenesis. Lineage: Eukaryota; Viridiplantae; Streptophyta; Magnoliopsida; Arecales; Arecaceae. The record is from RefSeq and is a predicted model, not a curated record. Gene Ontology annotation, cellular component: apoplast; cell wall.
CCCACCCACAGUCACAUUUCUUUCCUCCUACUAAUAAAUUAUCUAGUCCCUUGUUCCCUCUUGUUGUCCUCAGCCUCCAAUGGCUCUUCUCCUCCCCUUUCUACUCCUCCUCAUGUUCCACUCUACCUUUUCCCAGCCUUCUCCCGGAUACUAUCCAAGUUCCAAGUUCAGGCCUAUAAGCUUCUAUCAAGGUUUCAACAACCUUUGGGGUCCCCAGCAUCAGUCUCUCUCCCAAGACCAAUCCUCCUUAACAAUUUGGCUUGAUAGCACCUCAGGAAGUGGAUUCAAGUCGAUUCGUCCAUUUCGAAAUGGAUACUUUGGUGCAUCAGUCAAGCUCCAAACAGGCUACACUGCUGGUGUGAUCACAGCUUUCUAUCUUUCAAACAAUGAAGCACACCCUGGAUUCCACGACGAGGUCGACAUCGAAUUCUUAGGGACGACACCGGGGAAGCCAUACACACUGCAGACUAAUGUGUAUGUGAGAGGGAGUGGAGAUGGGAGGAUCAUUGGUAGAGAGAUGAGGUUCCACCUAUGGUUCGACCCCACUGCCGGCUUCCAUCACUAUGCAAUAUUGUGGAACCCUGAUGAGAUCAUAUUCUUUGUAGAUGAUGUGCCGAUUAGGAGAUAUGCGAGGAAGGAUGAAGCGACAUUUCCGGUGCGGCCAAUGUGGGUCUAUGGCUCCAUCUGGGAUGCGUCGUCGUGGGCUACUGAAGACGGCAAAUACAAGGCCGACUACCGCUACCAGCCAUUUGUUGCAAGGUUCACCAAGUUCAUGAUUGGAGGGUGCUCAGCCUACGCGCCAUCCAAUUGCCGUCCGAUCGCUGCAUCACCAUCUGGCUCUAGGCUCAGCUCUCAGCAGUAUGCUGCAAUGACAUGGGCACAGAGCAAUUAUAUGGUCUACUACUACUGCCAGGACUCCAGGAGGGACCAUUCCCUCACGCCUGAGUGCUUCAAUUGAUGCAGCUUACCAUCACUUGGCCUGCUCUUGACUCUUUGUGUGUGUCUGCUUUUCUUGCUCUUCUUUGAUUUUUUUUUGUUGUUUCCUCAAAGUGAGGGCUGCCCUACUACUACAUAAUUCAGUAGUUGAGGCGUUUGGGGUCUUAAAAUUUUAUCAAUCAUUGAGGUGCGGGUGUUGGUAUUGUUGUAUUUGUAACAAAACAAAUAAUGUUGGCUUGGUCUAUGUUGCGAUAUGGGGAAUAAAAAUUAGUGAAAGAAAAUUUCACUAGUUUGCAGCGGCAGUUUAAGCCCUCUGUAGCUGUAAGCAUUGGA